Molecule: messenger RNA, 2343 nt
Organism: Tetrapisispora phaffii CBS 4417
Lineage: Eukaryota; Fungi; Ascomycota; Saccharomycetes; Saccharomycetales; Saccharomycetaceae
Gene: UBP14
Product: ubiquitin-specific protease UBP14
Exons: 1
Coding region: 1-2343 (780 amino acids)
Biological process (GO): protein deubiquitination
Cellular component (GO): nucleus; cytosol
Molecular function (GO): zinc ion binding; protein binding; cysteine-type deubiquitinase activity
Source: RefSeq, a predicted model, not a curated record
AUGACGGAUAAACUUUUAUCGACUGUAACGGUUCCUAAUAUCAUCGGUAAAAGUGAAUGUAUUUAUUGUUUUGAAAGCCCAUUUAACAAAACAGAAUCGCAGUCUAUUAACUCAGUUGAACAUUCAUUAAACACAUGCAUUUCAUGUUUCCAAGCAGUUUGUAGAAGACAUCUAGGUUUACAUAUGAAUGUUACUAAUCAUUUAUGUGAUUCGCCACAUUUAUCUUACUUGGAAAUUGCUAAAGUGAUUAAACCUGACAGCGAAGAAGAACAAACGCUAAAAGAAACCGGAAGCAAUAAAAAAUUGAAGUUACAAGUCAUAGAUAAAUCAGAGGAUGAAACUUAUAAUACAUUAUGGGCUUUGAAAGCCUAUAACUCUAUCAAUGAUGAAUCCGCAAAUAUUUUAUCUACUGAUAAGGAUACUCAAGUAAGUGAAGAGUCUAAAAAUAUAAUCGAUAAAAUAAUAAAUGCUAAAGCUCAAGAAUUGGUGGAUCAGACAACUUCCUGGGAACUUGAGGUAAAAUCAUGUUCUCAUUCAAGAGCAUUAAGUGAUCAGAUUAAUACUCAAAGUAACAAUGAUUCUAAUCUAAAUCAAUGUUCUUCUUGUGAUCUAACAGAAAAUUUAUGGUUAUGUUUACACUGUGGCAAUGUCGGUUGUGGUAGGGAACAAGUUGGAAUUGAUGGAAAUUCACAUGCUUUGAAACAUUUUGAAACAAAUGAAGAUCAUCCUAUCGCAAUUAAAUUAGGAUCACUAUCUAGUUCUUCAAAUGAUGUGUACUGUUAUUCAUGUAAUGAUGAAGUUACAUUCGACAAUAAGGAAGAUCUAAGUAAAAUAUUAUUAAACUAUGGUGUUGAUUUACAAAACAAACAAGCUAAUGAAAAAACCUUAGUUGAAUUGCAAGUUGAACAAAAUAUGAAUUGGGAUUUUAAAAUGAUGGAUUCACAAGGAAAUGACUUGGUUAAAUUAAACAGUAAUAAAGAUUUAGGUUGCGGCUUAAUAAAUUUGGGUAACUCUUGCUAUAUGAAUUCUGUAAUUAAGGUGCUAUUAAAUGGUGGUAUUCCUGGAUGGUCUUUAGAUAGUAUUGGAUCUUCUUUUCCAAUGGAUGUUGUCUAUCCAUCCAAUAAUUUAUUGUGUCAGUUAAUAAAAUUGAAUAUUGCGAUGAAAAUAGAACCUGAGCGUUAUCCAGAUGGUAUUAAACCUACAUCCUUUAAGAAAUGUAUUACGCGUGGUAAUGCAGAGUUUAGUUCAGGAAAACAGCAAGAUUCAAUGGAAUUUUUUACUUUCUUGACUAAUCAAUUAGACAAAAAAAUAUUCAAAAAUAUCAAUAAGGAGAACAACCCAAAUAAUUUAUUUAAAUUUUCUUUGGAAGAAAGAAUGCAAUGUAACAAUUGUAAAGCAGUCAAAUAUAUUACGCAAACAGAAGAACAUUUGCAGUUGCCAUUAAAAGAAAAUCAGAAAGCUCAAACUUUGACAGAGAAUAUUGAAAACUAUUUCAAUGGUGAGGAAGUAGAUUUCACAUGUCCUCACUGUACAACGUCAACUAGCGUACUCAAAACCCCAGCAUUUAAGUCAUACCCAAGUACUCUAAUAAUAAACCCAAUAAGAAUUAAAUUGGAAAAUUUAGGGUUGAUUAAAAUUGACAAUGAAUUGAAUAUGCCAGGACUUGGUAAUAAUGAUUACUUAGAUUUAUCUCCUUAUAAAUCAAAGGGUUUUAAUCCUGACAGCGAAGUUUUAAUGAAAGACGAAGAAGAAUCCAAUAAAUUUGUUCCAAAUCAGACAUCUGUAGCUCAGCUGAAUGAAAUGGGCUUCACUUUAAAUGCGGUCACAAGAGCAUUAUUUGCCACUGGUAACCAGGAUACUGAAAGUGCUAUGAAUUGGUUAUUCCAACAUAUGGAGGACUUUGAUUUGAAUGAACCGUUCACUCCACCAGUCAAAUCGAAAUCCAAUGAUUGUGAUCCUGAAGCAUUAAAUAAUAUGAUUGCAAUGGGUUUAUAUCCAAAGUUGUGUAAGAAAGCACUUUUACUGAAUAACCAUGAUGUUAAUAAAAGUGUCGAAUGGGUGUUUGGUAACAUGGAUGAUGAUGGCGAACUGGACUUUAAUGAAGAAACAACGGUUCCUGAUGAAAUAAUUGGAUUUGAUCAACCAGCUUCAUAUCAGUUAACUGCAGUAGUUUGUCAUAAAGGUAAUUCAGUUCAUUCGGGACAUUAUGUUGCCUUCAUUAAAAAAAAUAUUGAUAAUAAAUCUAACUGGGUAUUAUUUAAUGAUGAAAAGAUUGUUCUUGCUCAAGAUACUGAUGAGUUGAAAAAGAAUGGUUAUAUUUAUGUAUACACCAGAUGUAGCUAA